AUGUUUUUUAAGUGUCGUAACUUUUACGUGAAAUUAAUUGUGAUUUUAUUAACAGAAUAUACUUUUGGUCAAAAAUUAGAUCAAUUAACAGAAAAACAACGAUCGCGAAUAAGACCAAUUUCCGAAGAUGCUGAACAUAAAAAUCUGACUAUUUUCGACAAGAAUACUAAAGACUUAUUCAAGAUAAUUCACGGAAGACCAGAAAAUAAAGAUCUGGAGGCUGGAAAUUGCGAAAAUCAAGAGCUAAUUAUGCCUGACUUUCGUGCACCAGGUCGUCGUAUCAGUGACGUUAAAUGCUUGGAAAACUUAUGGAAAAUACGUUUUUACGACGAAGCUCUAAUAAAAAUGGUGUUGUGCGGAAAACCCUACGAUACUAUACAACUUAAUGAACACUUUGGAAGAUAUGAUGCUGCACUUGGAGAAUUUCCUCAUAUGGGCGCUAUUGGUUGGGAAACAACAGACGGUUCGUGGCUAUUCAGGUGUGAAGGAGCAUUGAUCAGCGAAAAAUUCAUGAUAACCGCAGCGCAUUGCUCACGAUUGACUAUCCCUGAUGUGAGGGUCGUCGAUCCUCUGCCGAAAAUUGUCCGAUUUGGAGAACCGAAUAUUUCUGACAAGGAAGCAAUAGAUAAGGCACCCGAGGACGUUUUUAUACAUAGACUUAUAAUCCAUCCUAACCAUCGUUUUUUCGAGAAAUAUUACGAUAUUGCUAUAGUUGAAUUGCAGAAGUCUAUAACUUUUUCAAUCAAAGUUCAUCCCUCAUGUAUUUGGACUGAUCUAUUUCCCGUAGCAGGAGACGCUAAGCUAACUGGAUGGAACGUUAUAAAAUCAAAUAAAACAGUUUCCAAAAAGGAAUACAAUAUUGAUAUGUUCGAUGUUUUUACUCGGCUAAAAUUGAUACAAAUGGCUACUCAACAGGAAACAAAUGGAAAUGAAAGCCUCAAUAGUCCUGUGAUGCAACUUGAGAAAGUCAAUAUUUUAAAUAUAAAGGAAUGCGAAAAAUUGACUCGAAGCAAAAUGGAUAAAAGUUGGAAAGGUUUACUAUUCCAUCAAAUGUGCGCUGAACGUUCGGUGAAUGUCAACAACACUUGCCAAAUGGAUAUUGGCGGCGUAUUACAGGCACCAAUUGACAUUCCAGAAUACACGGAUUGGAAAAUUCAUUACAUUAUUGGUGUGAGGUCUUUCACAUUUGGUUGUAAUCUUUCCAAGACGCUUGAUGUUUAUACAAAAUUGUCAACAUUUGUUGAUUGGAUAGAGAACGUUGUAUGGGGAACGGAAUCUUAA
Molecule: messenger RNA, 1281 nt
Organism: Parnassius mnemosyne (clouded apollo)
Lineage: Eukaryota; Metazoa; Arthropoda; Insecta; Lepidoptera; Papilionidae
Source: the annotation of a GenBank genome assembly